Molecule: messenger RNA, 3280 nt
Organism: Chilo suppressalis (striped riceborer)
Lineage: Eukaryota; Metazoa; Arthropoda; Insecta; Lepidoptera; Crambidae
Source: the annotation of a GenBank genome assembly
AAAAAAAAUGUUAACGGGAUAUCGCGAAGGCAACUGGUCACACCGACGGCCACAUCAAAAUCUGGGGGUCUAGCGUGUGACCCUGUUAUUUCUAUUCUGCAAUAAAAUAGCUGUGUAAUCUAAGAUAAGCCUUACGCCAUUAAAAUAGUGAUAAAGUGGAAAUUCUAGUGCAAUUUAUGUGGAAAAUAUGGAACGUGCUACAGGAACAGAAGUCUACGGGUGUGGCUCGCCUCAAACUACGGACAUAACGCUGAAUAUACAAACUACAACGGGUGGUAACUUUUCAAUCAGCUUGAACGGUAAAAAUACAGUGGAGCAUCUGAAGAAACUAGUGUCCAAGAAAUUAAAAGUGUCAAAAGAUCGGAUAUGCCUCCUGCAUCGCGAAAGACAACUGAGGGAUGGCACUCUCGAAGAAAAUGGCCUGUUGGACGGAUCGCGAGUUAUUCUGCUGCCGAGCGUCGAGACAGGCCUCUUGAGUCAAAGACCUGAGAAUUCUGUGAUGCAAGCAUUAGAAUCCUUAAAUGACACACAAGUUAAUGAUUUCUUGAGUGGGAAGUCUCCUUUAAAUUUAACCAUGAGGCUGGGUGAUCAUAUGAUGCUGAUUCAACUUCAACUAUCAACAUUGAACUCUAGUUCUUCAGGAGGUUCCCGAUCCCUACGCACAUCUACUCCCACUAAAAGCUCAUCCUCCAGCCGCACCAAGUGUGAUGCCCGAGAAACAUCCUGCCCUCAGAGCGCCCCACAGAAACCUUCAGAAACUGAUGAUGCAUUUGAAGAUAGCAACAAAACAAAACAAGAAAGCAGUACUCAUGUAUUACAAAAACAAGAUUUGGAAAUGAUACAAAAUGCUUUUGAUUUAUAUAGAUCAAUGGCAGAAGAGAAAUAUGCUGAAAAGUCUGAAUCUUGUGAUGAAAAGGAAGAAUCAAUGGACACCACAAACUGUACUCUCUCAGAUCUGUCUAACACAUCUUUAGAGAAUGAACAAUCUCCAAUCAAAUCAUUAUCUAAUUUGGUGUCUAGUCCUAUUGAUGCAUCUACACCUGAAAGUAGAGAGGCUGCCCUUGUAAACACUGUAAAAAAUAAUUUAAUAGAUUUAUUAUCGCAAAGUAAACUUAGUAGUGAAGUGAUCCCUUCUACAAGUGCCAUUUGUGACCAACCAUGUCCAUCUACAUCCUCCCUGACUCCAGACAGUUCCCUAAGUGAUGACAGUGACAACUUUACUGAUCAAAGUUCAUUUCUUGCUGAGAGCACUAUUGAUGAGUAUCCUAUGGAAAAUCUUUUUAAUAGUGCAGUUGACAAAGGUCUCUUUGAAGAACAAGAUGAGUCAAUGAUGGACAGGGAGAUAUCAAAUUUGGCUACAACUAGUCAUGGGGUCCAAGAAACUACAGCAGGGCCGUUGCCUUCCUUCCAAAGCAUAAAUGAACCAUUAAAGAAUAAGCGCUUCCAAUAUUUACUUCAUAAAACUUCAAAGUUUAAACAUCCUAUUGGUCAAAAUAAACAGAAAGCUUUCAUGCAAUCUGUAGUGAAUAAACAUAAAAAGAGAAUGCAGAUAAGACAAGAUAGCAAUACUGCACAACCUUCCACAUCUCGUACAGAUCCAUACAUAACAAAUUCUAGAAAACUAAUCCUCCAACCUAGUAGUGGACAGACUGAUGAUGAUGCUGUACCUUCAACUUCUAAACAAAUACCAUUUAAAGCACCAGUUGCACCUAAAAAACCUCAGAGAGCCUCACCUACACCGCCUGUUGACACAAAAGCUCUUAUAGAAGCUUCAAAAAAUUUAACUCAAAAACUUAAGAAACUAUCAAAGGAGGUUCUGACUAACAAAAUUGCUUUGCGGACUGCUGAGGAGGCAGUGCGCACGAAGAUAGGCCCUGGAGCAGUGAUAGAGUCCAUGAAGCAUCAUGGCAAAGGAAUAUAUUCAGGAACAUUUUCGGGCACUCUUAAUCCAGCAUUGCAAGACAGAUAUGGCAGACCAAAGAGGGACAUUUCCACUAUCAUACACAUACUGAAUGACUUAUUGUGUGCCACACCACCAAUUGCUCUAGCUUCGAAGGAAUCCAAACACUCAUGCUCAGCAAGCAGUAUGGAUGAGUCCAACAAGUGUGUGGGUUGCAGUCAUGCAUCCUGCUCGUAUGGGCAAUGUGAUGGCCACCUGCCGUCCACUUCCGCGGCCGGGGCGAAGCCCUGCACCUGCGAUCAUACCGAAUGCCAGUGCAGCAGAUUACACCCCAGCAAUUGCACUGCCUGUGCUGGAAAAUCCACAACGGGGGAAACCUGCAAGAAAUGUGAUACAGCAAAAACCUUAGCUAUGGAAAACUCCAAAACCAAAUGCAAACUGGAACAACUAAGGCUCGUGAUGCAACAAAAGAAACAGAGACGUGAAGCGAGAAAAUUAAAGACUCUCCCUUAUACAAGCGCACCGCCUAAAUCUCUCUCGUCCCCGGAGCAAACCACCCCCAUACAGGAAGAGAUAGAGACGGUUGCUUAACACGCGUUUAUAUUUUAAUUUACGUAAGAACCGCGCCUUAAACUUGAGCCUUAACGGUACGCCGCCAUUUUGACGUUACUUUUGUAUGGUAAUAACCCUCACGGAAUUGUGGACAACAUGAUGGCAUAACGUUAACACGCAAAUAUUUACAUACUUUGUGCGUUGGCCAAUUGGAGAUAUUUUGUUAUGAAUAAAUUUGGUCCUGCUUAAAUAUAUUGAAGUGGGGAAACCGUCUCCAGUUGACGAAUGCUUACUUACUAUGUAAUGGCUAAUUGCAUAUUCUCAUUUGACACAAUGCCUUUUGAAAUGCGAGUGUAAUGGCUUUUAUAAUUUAUGAUAAAUGUGAAUAUAUUCUAGUGGAAUUCUGUCCCACAAUUUGAAAGAUUAAGACUGACUUUCACAUCCUUGUGGCAGUGAAAUAUAUAAGCAUAUGAUGAUGCUAGACAUCUGAGUUCGGUGCAUAUACAAGACAUCUAAAAUGUUUUGGAUUGUGUGUGUGUGAAUAAGAGGUAAUGCGUCAGGGGUGGACGGCUUAAAAUAUAUUCAAAAUUACCAUUUGACUAUGUUCAGUUUGUAGACGUAAUAUUAUUAAGUGCUAUUAUACGCAUGUACAAAAUGAUACAACAUAAAAUAGCAAAAUCAAUAGUAUAAAUAGAUAUAGUAACCAGAUAAGGUCCGUUUUAUAGUUGCCUGGUGCGGCUCCAAAUUAAUUUUUUGUUGUUAUAUUUUAGAGUAUAUUUUAUUAUACAUAUUAUUGGUUCAGUCAAGUUUUAGACUUUCUUAUACCUA